AUGGCUUCUUUCAACAGAAGUGAUCCCACGGAGAGGGAGAAUGACCAGGCGAUAGCAAUUCUGAAGAAAGGUGCGUAUCUUUUGAAAUACGGCAGGCGUGGGAAACCUAAAUUCUACCCUUUUCGGCUUUCAAGUGAUGAAAUAUAUUUGUUAUGGUACUGUGGCAAAAAGGAGAAACGUCUUAAACUCAGCUCUGUCACAAGGAUCAUACCUGGACAGCGAACUGUAUGCAAAGACAAGGACGAAGCUGAGUUCUGGAUCACUACCCUUCGCGCUCUUCUCUCAAGAAACAGCUCGUCUCCAUUGGUACUUCACUCAAGAAGCCGUAGUUUUGUUCCUGACUAUGGAGAACAAAGUAAUUCCACCAAGAGCGCCAAGUCCAACAUCAGAUCCGUCAGCAGUGACACAAGCUGCGAGGGACUUCUGCAGGAACACGCAAAAAAGGCCUCAGGAUCUCACUCCAACACUCCACAGAGACUUGGGAAAGUUUUCUCAGAGGUUUUGUCACAAACUGCAGUAUUAAAGGCACUCUCUUUGGACGAUCUCGUUCAUAAACCUCAUAAUCCAAAGUCUCCAGAGACUUUAGAGAGCCGACCUGCUACUACUAAUCACUCCCCUACCAAUACUAAUCACUCCCCUGCUGUUGAUACCACAAGUAAAUACAGCGUUUCCAGCGCAGUGAGCUCAUCUAGUCAAGGAUCAACUUUUGAAGACUUGAAAUCUCUCUGUGAUGUCUUCGUCUGGGGAGAAAGCAUUAUAGAUGGGCUGUUAGGAGGUGGUAUGCACAAAAGUGGAAGCAGCUCUUCUCUAAUGGCUGAAUCAUUCUUGCCCAAAGUCUUGAAAUCACAUGUGGCACUUGAUGCACAGAGCAUUUCUUGCGGCACAAACUACGCAGUGUUGGUCACAAAGCAGGGACAGAUGUACAGCUGGGGAGAAGAAUCCGGUGGCAGGUUAGGGCAUGGAGUUUGCUCCUACGUUCCACAGCCGAAACUCAUCGAUGAGUUUGAUGGUUCGACGGUGGAGUUAGCUGAUUGUGGAGAGUUUCAUACUUGUGCUGUGACAGCCUCAGGGGAUUUAUACGCUUGGGGUGAUGGAGUUCACAAUGUUGGUCUCCUUGGAAUUGGUAGUGAAGCUAGCCAUUGGAAACCGGUACGGAUCCUCGGUCAGAUGGAAGGUAUAAAUGUGAAAGCCAUCUCUUGCGGACUUUGGCAUACAGCUUUUGUGACAUCAGAAGGUAAGCUGUUCACAUUCGGUGAUGGCACUUUUGGUGCGCUUGGACAUGGUGAUCGUGUAAGCACAAACAUACCUAGAGAAGUCGAGGCGUUAAGUGGGUGUAGAACGUUGAAAACAGCUUGUGGCGUUUGGCAUUCAGCUGCGGUUGUCAAUGUUUUCGGUGAGAGCACAACAACGACGACGACAUCGGGGAAGCUCUUUACUUGGGGUGAUGGCGAGGAUGGGAAACUCGGACAUGGUGAUAAAGAGUCUAGACUAAUACCAUUGUGUGUCACUGAGCUGGAUGCAACUAGCUUUCAACAAGUAGCUUGUGGCCAGAGCAUUACUGUCGCUCUCUCCGUCUCUGGUCAAGUUUACGCAAUGGGAAUUGCUGAUCCGAGUCAAGACAAUGUCGUGAGAGCUCCUUCUUGCGUUGAAACCGGUCUAGGGAAGAGCUUCGUGCAAGAAGUAGCUUGCGGGUUUCACCAUAUCGCUGUCUUAAACUCGAAAGCAGAGGUCUACACUUGGGGACGAGGAUCAAACGGACAGCUUGGACACGGAGAUACAGAGCACAGACGCAUCCCGACUCUUGUGAGAGCUUUGAAAGGUAAACAAGUGAGGAAAGUGGUGUGUGGCUCUAACUACACAGCAACCAUUUGUCUUCACAAACCGAUUACGGGUACUGACAGCUCUCGGUGCUCCGGCUGUCGACAUCCGUUUAACUACAUGAGGAAGCUCCACAACUGUUACAACUGCGGGAGCGUCUUCUGCAACUCAUGCACUAGCAAGAAGUCUUUAGCAGCAGCCAUGGCUCCCAAGACGAACAGGCCUUACCGCGUCUGCGAUGACUGUUACGUCAAACUCGAAGGAGUUAGAGAAUGUUUAGGAACUCCGGCGAGUAGCGCCAGGUUCUCAAACGCGAGCCUACCAUCUAUGAGUAACGAGAUGGAAGAGUUAGGCAUCACACCGCAGCGUCAGAUUCUUAGAGUGGAUUCGUUUGAUUUCUUUAGACAAUCCAAGAUCCCUGAUCUUAAAACCAUUGGUGAGACCUCAGGAGGAAGCUACACUUCGUCGACGAUUCACUCGAGUAUGGACAUUAAAGGUAGUUUCAACCUGAGAGGGAUGAGACGACUCUCCAGGCUUACCUCUUUUGAUUCGGUUCAUCAAGAAGGCAAGCAACGUGCCAAGCACUGCGCUUCGAAAUCAGACACGUCCUCUCUUAUAAGACACUCGGUGACUUCUGGUCUCCCGUUCUCACGUCGAGGCUCUGUUGACUUGUUUCCUCUGUCGAUCAAAUCGAGCCCUGUGGAGUCUGUUGCGACUACUUCGGACUUCACCACAGACAUUACGGAUACGGAGCUGCUGCAAGAAGGGACAAGGAAAUCGAAGCAGUGCCUCAACAAUGAAAUAUCACUACUCAAAGCACAGGUGGAAGAGCUUACACGAAAAUCGAAACAACUAGAAGACGAACUUGGAACGACUUCGAAGAAGCUUGAAGUUGCGAUGCUAAUGGCGAGAGAUGAUGCAGAGAAGAUCAAAUCUUCUGAGGAGAUAGUCAGGUCAUUAACUCUGCAGUUGAUGGACGUGACCAAGAAAGAAGUAGACAAGACAAGGAAACGUCGAAGCUCGUUUUGA
This is a messenger RNA of Microthlaspi erraticum, 2847 nucleotides long. NCBI's taxonomy places the organism in Eukaryota, Viridiplantae, Streptophyta, Magnoliopsida, Brassicales, Brassicaceae. The record is from the annotation of a GenBank genome assembly.